This is a messenger RNA of Peniophora sp. CBMAI 1063, 1398 nucleotides long. NCBI's taxonomy places the organism in Eukaryota, Fungi, Basidiomycota, Agaricomycetes, Russulales, Peniophoraceae. The record is from the annotation of a GenBank genome assembly.
AUGCUUCACGCUUACAUAGCGAGGGUGGCACGCGCGCAUGACUUCGAAUCGCUCGCACGCAAAGGGAAGAUGCCCGCGGAUGAGGCAGAAACUCCUGUAUCGCUACGAGUAGGCAUGCUACUGCUUAUCUUCUUCGUAUCACUGUUCGCCGCGUCCUUCCCCACGAUCACUCGACGAGUGCGCCGAUUGAGGAUACCUGGCAUCCUAUUCUUCAUUGGGAAACACUUUGGAACCGGUGUUAUUCUCUCGACUGCUUUCGUACAUCUCCUGCAAGAUGCUUUCUCGAGUCUGCAAGACCCCCGAGUCAAAGAGCGGACCAGUCUCGGGCAUUGGACAGGACUCCUAGUGUUAGGCUCUCUGCUUUUGAUAUUCAUGGUGGAAUAUAUCUCCACUGCCUACGUGGAUAGGCUGCACUCUUACGACUCUGUUCCUGCGUCUCCCGCAGCUGAACCGGCUGAGCUCCCACAACCCGAUACCUCGUCAGUCUCUGACACCACGCUUGCCGCCGUCUGUGAAGCUCGUACAGACAUGAAUGAACGCACUCCACUGCUCGCGGGGGCAUGCCCUGCCAGCGCUCCCGCCACCGCCAACGAUGCCAACCCGUUCUUCUCAGGGCACCACCGCCACGAAUCCCGCAGGUCGCACGAUGAUCAUGGGCGCCCCUGUCAUCCUCGUCUCGGUGUCACAUACGAGACGCGCAGACCGUCAGAAGACGACGUCACCAAACCCGCGUCUGCACCUGCGCAACAAGACUCCUUCCGCCAUGCCCACAGACACGGGCACGGACACCAUCACGACCUGCACUACGAUUUCGACGAGGAAGUCGAGCGUGGGCUGGAGGCCGAGGUCGCUCAUUCGCACACGCAUCAUCGCCAUGAAGACCACGAGGCUAUUAUUGGACGUAAACGCCAGAUCGUCGGCAUUCUCGUUCUGCAAAUGGGCAUCAUGCUGCAUUCGGGCGUGAUUGGACUCACGCUGAGCAUCACCUCUGGUCCCGACUUCACGUCGCUCGUCACCGCCAUCCUCUUCCACCAACUGUUUGAGGGUCUGAGCCUCGGUGUACGCAUCGCCGGUCUCCCGCUCCCGCGCACUGGCACGAGUUCUCGCUUCCUCAAGCCUUCGCUCAUGGUCCUUUUCGCCCUCACCACGCCGCUCGGGAUGACUAUCGGUCUCUUGACCCUAGGUGGCGCGGAUCCCGUCAAGCUUAUGCUGGCCGAGGGAAUCCUGAGUGCUGUCUCGGCUGGCAUGCUGAUCUACGCCGGCUGUGUCGAGAUGCUUGCUGCGGACUUCGUGCUUGACCCGGAUAUGGCUCGCGCGCCAAUCAGGAAACAGGCAGGGGCGCUGCUGGCGGUGUUGGCGGGCAUGGCGGGCAUGACCUUCCUUGCUAUUGUACAUUGA